Ustilaginoidea virens is the source of this 591-nucleotide messenger RNA. RefSeq lists its product as uncharacterized. The transcript has 2 exons. The coding region runs from base 1 to 591 and encodes 196 amino acids. NCBI's taxonomy places the organism in Eukaryota, Fungi, Ascomycota, Sordariomycetes, Hypocreales, Clavicipitaceae. The record is from RefSeq and is a predicted model, not a curated record.
AUGUCGCGUCGCACACCCCGGAGCGUAAUCGCCUUGGCCGAGGACGGCAGCGCGAUCAGGGGAGAAGCGAGGUCGAAGACGGCCGUGCUGUCUCCCGAUGCCGAAUCCCGAAGCCUGAGCCGUGCGGGAGUGGCCUUGCCGGGCGUGUGCGAUGCGGGCAGAAACGCCCCGACGUCUCUCGGCGAUAUGUCACACGGGAACCACGACCAAAAAGGGCCAGACGGACCUCUGCCCCCGGCGUCACAAACAGCCUUCCGCUCCGACACUCAGAAUGACCAAGGCUUGGCUUUACUUGCUACCUCAAACAGUGGCUCUGGGGCGCCGCAACCACGACCAACAACCAUCCUCCACAUCCGUCGAGUUGUUCGCGAGGUUUGGCUCGAUCUGGUGAAAGCCAUCGCCUCAGGUAGGUCCGGGACCGAAAAGCAUAACCGGAGCUGUGUCUCGUUGCACGUCAACGGAAGAGCGGAGUAUGGCGCAGGCUCGGCGCUGCUGUCACGGUGCACGAUGCAAACGGCAGGCAUGGCGACGCAAUGGAAGCGCGUGGCAAUGGCGGCACGUGGCGCCGAGGGAAAAACCCGGCCGUUUUGA